Mugil cephalus (flathead mullet) is the source of this 1058-nucleotide messenger RNA. It is a transcript of the gene bloc1s1, whose product is annotated as biogenesis of lysosomal organelles complex-1, subunit 1. Gene Ontology annotation, biological process: endosomal transport. Gene Ontology annotation, cellular component: BLOC-1 complex. NCBI's taxonomy places the organism in Eukaryota, Metazoa, Chordata, Actinopteri, Mugiliformes, Mugilidae. The record is from RefSeq and is a predicted model, not a curated record. The transcript is spliced from 4 exons. The coding region runs from base 154 to 531 and encodes 125 amino acids.
ACGCCCACGUCUGACGGCCUCGAGCUCGUUGGUCUUGUGACACCGGCUAUCGUUGUUGCUAGCAACAUGGACGUCUGAUAGGUGAUAUUAUAAUCAUUUAAACAAGCAGGACUCUAAUAUUGUCAACAUAUUCACGAAGACUUCUCAAGAAAGAUGCUGUCCCGUCUACUAAAGGAGCACCAGGCGAAGCAAAACGAAAGGAAGGAGCUUCAGGAAAGACGCAGACGUGAAGCGAUCUCUGCAGCCACCUGUCUGACAGAAGCCCUGGUAGAUCACCUAAAUGUUGGAGUCGCACAGGCGUAUGUGAACCAACGUAAGCUUGACCAUGAGGUGAAGACUCUCCAGGUCCAGGCGAGCCAGUUCUCCAAGCAAACUGCUCAGUGGAUCAGUAUGGUGGAGGGUUUUAAUCAAGCCUUAAAGGAAAUCGGAGACGUGGAAAACUGGGCCCGCAGCAUUGAGAUGGACAUGAGGACGAUUGCCACAGCUCUGGAGUAUGUACACAAGGGUCAGCUUCAGUCUGCUUGCUCAUAAACUUUAUGGGGUUUGUGGAACCUCUAGAGCUGAAAGUAAAUGAACUGGAAGGAAAGAGAUAUCUGCUCCAGUCGACCCUUCUUAGCUAACGCACUGUGCAACAAUGUCAGCAACUACUUUGCUCGCCGGCACUCCCUUACGUGUGUGCUAAUGCUGUUCAGAGAAGGCUUGUUAGGGUGUUGCACGGUUAAAUACAGAUGUGUGUCAUUGCUUAAGUUAUUGUGUUAGCAGCAAUCCUGACAUGGGUAAACACACAGCGAUGCUGAAGAUGCUCAACAAGUUACAUGAAUUUGGAUUUGUAAAGGUGUCGCGUGUAAAGGCUUUUGAUGAUAUUGGUUCAAGGGGCCUCAGACAAAUUACCUCUUGACCUGUGUCAAGUGUUGUCUCUCCUUAAAAGAAAGAUGUCCAUCGCAGCACCCAUUACCUGAAUUAUGUAUGUGUGUGUCAAUGCAUUAUAUGUCUAUGCACGAUUAAGAGUGUACUGUUUUGUUAGACAACAUUAUUUUUAAUAAAGUUUCAAAAAAAUA